Messenger RNA from Pelobates fuscus (common spadefoot toad), 1051 nucleotides. Its product is annotated as probable G-protein coupled receptor 148. Gene Ontology annotation, molecular function: olfactory receptor activity; odorant binding; G protein-coupled receptor activity. The transcript has a single exon. Bases 53 to 961 code for a protein of 302 amino acids. Gene Ontology annotation, biological process: G protein-coupled receptor signaling pathway; detection of chemical stimulus involved in sensory perception of smell. The record is from RefSeq and is a predicted model, not a curated record. Gene Ontology annotation, cellular component: membrane. NCBI's taxonomy places the organism in Eukaryota, Metazoa, Chordata, Amphibia, Anura, Pelobatidae.
AAAGCUUGCUCACGUGCAUCAUGACUGGAAUUUUUACCCCGUUCUCCAGGAAAUGAAAAUGUUUCUGAUUCCUACUGUUGCCUGUUUUAUUGCUGCCAUUAUUGUUACGCCUUCCAUUUUGUUUGCCAUUUUUUCCAAUUUCAGCAUCCGUCAAGAGACAAGAUUUCUCCUUCUGGGAAAUGCGUUGAUUUCUGACCUAAUAUAUCUCUUUCUCUAUACCACCACUUGUGUUUGUACAGUGAUCAAUCUGAAGAUUCCUAAUAUUGCCUGUGCCUUUCUUCUCUUUUCCCUGGCUGUUACUUAUUGUGGAGGGGUCCUCACUGCUGCUGGAAUGGUUAUAGACACGUAUCUGGCAAUUCUGUGGCCUUUGCACUAUUUCUCACUGUUGCCUCCUUCCAGAGCUAAAAGACUCCUAAUUUUAUUGUGGGUCUCUUCUUCCAUAUUACCAGCUAUAUUGUUUCUAGUGUUGUACUUUACUCAAAAAACGGGACCGUGCCACCCCGAUGUUUGUUCCCUGCCUGUAAUUCUGCUGAUGACGUUGCACGCUGAUGAAACCGUUAGACUCUUUCAUAUUCUUUUCAUCACCGCUUUUCUGUUGUCCUUCUCGCUGAUUCUUUGCUGCUAUUUAGUUCUUUGUUUCAAGACGAGAGGUACUGGAAUAUGGAAAGGUGUCUCUUCCAGGGCAAGUGUCACAUUUUCAAUGCAUCAUGCCAUCCUUGGGUUCCAUUUUCUUCCAAUGUUGAUUCUACUGGCGGAAUCUUUGCUGUAUAUCAAUGAAAUGAUGGAUCUCAGAACAGGAAUGAUGUUAACGUCUAUUAUUUGCAACGUUUUAAUAGUUUUACCGAAAGGAGUUUCCCCGUACCUAUAUGGCUUUCGAUAUAGAAAGAUUUACAAGUCUCUGAAGUUAUUUUGUAAGUUCAAACGCCCUCAUCUAGUGUCACCUGCUCAAAGGUAUAGUUAGAUUAUAUAAAAGCUUGGAUGCCAUUUAUCAAAGACUUUUCACUGAAAAGUUGAGGGGAAAUUGAAGAAAAUCAUAUUGAUCAAGCAAGGA